This is a messenger RNA of Fonsecaea nubica, 2547 nucleotides long. RefSeq lists its product as hypothetical. The record is from RefSeq and is a predicted model, not a curated record. Gene Ontology annotation, cellular component: endoplasmic reticulum; Golgi apparatus. Bases 1 to 2547 code for a protein of 848 amino acids. The transcript has a single exon. NCBI's taxonomy places the organism in Eukaryota, Fungi, Ascomycota, Eurotiomycetes, Chaetothyriales, Herpotrichiellaceae.
AUGACCUCCAAAUCGGGCUCGAGAUGGAAUUUCCUGCAGCAGGCUGUCGCCUCUGUCGAGUCGAGGCUGGAUGAUAUUCUCGCCGAAGACGCCGACCGUCCCAAACGAACGCACACUCCCGCCCAUAACAAGAAGCGUAAGAACUCCUCGCAGGAUCUCCUUGCAACGGCUGAUGUAUUCGUAGCCUCCUCCGACUUGUCUAGAAGUAGCAGCACUGCCUCUGCCUCGAAUGAUCGACUUCAGGAACGCCUCGCUCGGGCGAUGGCAAAGAAGAAUGUUAGUCGUACGGAAAGUCCAGUCCCUACACAGGAACAAUCGUCGAGACCAGCUUCACGAGGGGGAGAUGUGUCUACUUCGCUCUCAGAUGCUACCAAUGUGGUAGAUUCGCCUCCUUUAAAUACCGAUCAAAUAGACCUCGCGCCGCGAACUUCCAGUGACGUGGGCGAGAGCGUGAGGCAGGAUGUGGGGAGUGAUAUACCAGCAUCAUUGAACCAGGCUAUCGUCGAGCAAGAACGACCUAGAGCGGCAGCUAUAGUCAUGGAACAGCCAGAUCAGGAUGCACCACGUUUUUCAGCAGAAAGCCUAAGACACAGUCAGGCUGGAUCGAAUAGAGUGUCUGAAGAUGUGCAGCGAACUAACGAAGAUGAUGGACUAAAACUUGAUAAUGAUGACACAAGGGAAAUACAAGAAGAAAUGGGCACUUAUCUAGAACGCAUUGAUGCGCUCCGAAGGAAUCUUGAGAGACUAGGUCAAGAAGUCGCCGAAUCAGCCCAAAAAGCUGCCGAAUCUGCUAAGCAGGGAGCUGCUUCAGCAGAAGCAGGAAGCUUGGAGCAGAAGCUCUUACAAAAGGAUGAGCAAAUAGCUGUCCUGAUAGAAGAAGGCACCAGAUGGUCAAAGACGGAAUUGGAUCUUCGAAACAUGCUGAAGAAAGUUCGAGCUCAAGCCUUGACCACUACAAAAGAACAAGAAGCUGCGAGACAACGCGCAGACCGAGCUGAACGUGCUCUAAGAAAUAUGGAGGACCGCGCCAGGAAGGCUGAAGCUGCAAGCAAGCGUGCAGAACAAAGUCUAGCAGCCCAUGCUGUUGCGGCAAAGGACGUUGAGGCAAUGCGGAAAGAGCGUGAUGCUUUGAAUGCUACCCUUGCGGAAAUGAAAUCGCAACUGUCCAAAGCCAAUUCGCGAGCCGAAGCCGCGGAGAGCAAAGUGCAAUCCGAGCAGUGGGAGAAGGAAAGGCGGAGAAUUGUCGAGCUGCAAGAUGAUUUGACCGUUGCAAAAGUCGAGCGUGAAAUAUCGGAAGGGAAAUUGAAGAAGGAGAUCCAUGACUUACGAGGCGAAUUAGAGAAACAAAAAGAGCGGACUCACGCUAUGGAGACCGAAAUGUUGAGCGAACAAGCCAUCCUGGAAAGCAAACUCGAGUCUUUUCGUGUUCGAGCUGAAGAAGCUUCCUCAGCAGAUCACGGUCACGCACAAGCUAAACUCCUUCGACAAAUCGAAGCAUUGCAAACCCAGUAUACCACGGCGAGCCAGAAUUGGCAAGGGAUCGAGAGUUCGCUCCUCGGUCGUAUCACGAACCUAGAAAAAGAGCGCGAUGACGUUGUGAGAAGUGAGGCAGAGCUGCGGAAGAAGUUGCGAGAAGCUACAUUGAGGUUGAAGAAUGCUGAAAGGGAGCUGGCCAACACUCAAAGUAACUAUGCGGAUAUGGAUAAAUCACUGGCAGAUGCGAACGCUGAAACACUCCGGUUACAACGAAAAGUGACUCAGCUUGAGACGGACCUGGCAAAUGCUUUGAAAGACGUUGAAGAGCAGAAAGGAAAUUCGGAGAGGGAGUUGCAACGAAGAAUCGACGAAGAGAAGUCCAAAUGGACAGCUGCUCUGCAUAUCCAACGCACGGAUUCUCCAGCGGCGUCGAUUCGCAAGAAUUCGGGCCUGGCAUUCGACAUUAAUCAUCUCAUGAGCCCAACCCAGUAUGAGCGAGGUAGCAGUCGGCGACCCUCCAUCAUGCCCAAUGCAUUCGACUCGAACACUCCGCCUCGUCAACAGUCUACUACAUCCUUCCGUGGUCUGGUCAACGGCUCCAUUGCGGAAACGCCGUCUGGGGUGACGUCCAUGGAUCCAGACGAAUAUUUUGCCAAUAUCCCUCCUACCCCCCUGACCACAAGCCACCACUCUCAACGUGGAGGUUUGAACGAUCUAAUCUCCACUUCAACCGUUGGCGCUGGUCCUUCCGUGCAAUUGGUCGAACGAAUGUCGGCCAACGUUCGUCGACUCGAAAGUGAAAAGGCCGCUUCUAAAGACGAGCUCGCACGCCUCACUACUCAACGCGACGAAGCAAGGCAGGAAGUCGUCAGUCUGAUGCGGGAGGUUGAGGCGAAGCGGAAGAUCGAGGAACGGUUGGAGGCGCUUGAGAAGGAGCAUGCCAGUCUCAGUGCAAGGCAUCAGACCACCUUGGAACUGCUGGGGGAGAAGAGUGAGGAGGUAGAGGAGCUGAAGGCCGAUAUUGUCGAUGUCAAACAGAUGUAUCGACAGUUGGCGGAUACGAUGAAAUGA